Molecule: messenger RNA, 1278 nt
Organism: Amborella trichopoda
Lineage: Eukaryota; Viridiplantae; Streptophyta; Magnoliopsida; Amborellales; Amborellaceae
Gene: PPA6
Product: pyrophosphorylase 6
Biological process (GO): phosphate-containing compound metabolic process
Cellular component (GO): cytoplasm
Molecular function (GO): inorganic diphosphate phosphatase activity; magnesium ion binding
Source: RefSeq, a predicted model, not a curated record
CGCAAAAUAGAGAAAUCCGGAGAUAUCCAUUAUAAGUCCAUUGACUGGAGAAGGAAAGAGAGCUCGGGCUUUAGGCAAUGGCGGCCAUUAGAGUUGCAGCUACAGCUUAUGGGGCCCUCCAUUCUCCCCUUUUCUUCAAUGGAAUCAACAGGAAUUGGUGCCUUCUCUCUGUUCGAAGAAAGCCACUGUCAAUACCAAAGCUCAAGCUUUUGCCCUCUCGAUUCGACACCAAGAAUGGUUACAAAACUUUCAGAGCUAUUUAUAGGCCAGAAGUCGAGAUCAAAGAGGAGGGUCAGCCUGAGACUUUUGAUUACAGAGUCUUCCUUCUCGAAAAGUCUGGCAAAAAGGUUUCACCUUGGCAUGACAUUCCAUUGCACUUGGGUGAUGGGGUUUUCAAUUUUGUUGUGGAAAUACCUAAAGAAACGAGUGCAAAAAUGGAAGUUGCUACAGAUGAACCAUUUACUCCAAUAAAGCAGGAUACAAAGAAGGGAAAACUUCGAUAUUAUCCGUACAACAUAAAUUGGAAUUAUGGAUUGCUUCCACAGACAUGGGAAGACCCAUCUUUUGCUAAUCCGGAAGUUGAGGGGGCAUUUGGUGACAAUGAUCCUGUUGAUGUGGUUGAGAUCGGAGAAACAACUGGCAAGAUCGGUGAGAUACUCAAAGUUAAACCUUUAGGAGCUUUGGCAAUGAUUGAUGAAGGGGAGCUUGACUGGAAAAUUGUUGCUAUUUCUCUGGAUGAUCCUAAAGCUUCACUUGUAAAUGAUGUUGAAGAUGUUGAGAAGCAUUUCCCGGGCACUCUGACUGCAAUUAGGGACUGGUUUAGAGAUUACAAGAUACCAGAUGGAAAGCCUGCUAACAAUUUUGGUUUGGGCAAUAAGGCAGCAAACAAGGAGUAUGCCCUGAAGGUUAUCACUGAGACAAACGAGUCAUGGUCCAAACUUGUCAAAAGAUCCCUUCCUUCUGGGGGGCUUUCUCUCGUAUGAUUGCAAAUAUCAGCAGAAGUUUGAUGCUCGAGGCCUCGAGCUAUUUAUGCCACUCAAUUCUGUGGUGCCCAUCUUUUCCCUUUCUGUCAGAAACUAUUUUGAGUAUUGCUUAGGUUAAGUCUUUUGAAUCUGGUUCUUCUUUGUAGGCUCAUUCACUGAUUUGCUGCGUAGCAUGUGGUAUAGAGUUGUACGAUGCACCAUCUAUUUUGGCUGUCACUUAUUUUUGAUACACCUGAAGGUGUACCAUGUACAUUAUUUGGAAUCAAAUCAAUCGCGUUAUUAUUAAUUGUUAUCA